Messenger RNA from Exaiptasia diaphana, 2890 nucleotides. Its product is annotated as vacuolar protein sorting-associated protein 11 homolog. The record is from RefSeq and is a predicted model, not a curated record. Gene Ontology annotation, cellular component: HOPS complex; endosome. Gene Ontology annotation, biological process: intracellular protein transport; vacuole organization; endosome organization. NCBI's taxonomy places the organism in Eukaryota, Metazoa, Cnidaria, Anthozoa, Actiniaria, Aiptasiidae. Gene Ontology annotation, molecular function: protein binding; protein-macromolecule adaptor activity.
CUAAAAGGUUUAUUAUUUCGGGAUCCCUGUGUUACCUCUCUGGGAAGCACUCGACAUUCGACUCUGUUCGAGGAAGCCGCCAAAAUGGCGCUUUUGCAGUGGCGGCGAUUCAACUUUUUYGACAAAGAGUUUCUGAAAGAUCASGAGACSAACCAGCCAUAUGAAAGAUUGAAGGGUAUUGAAGUCACGGCAUGUUCUAGUGGAAGAGGGCAAAUGAUCUUUGGAGACAAGAGUGGCAUGAUUCAUUUUGUCGACCGCGAUCUCAGACUGUCUUCUUUCAAAGCCUUUGAGAUCAAUGUAUCACAUUUAUAUCAGAUGAAACAGCAUAACAUUCUGGUAUCUAUUGGGGAAGAUGAAGUUGGGAUCAAUCCUCUGGUGAGAGUCUGGAAUCUAGAUAAGAUGGAUAAACUUGGAAACCCAAUUUGCUGCCAGAUGUUGAGAGCUAUUCCUGGAAACAAACCAGUUGAGGUUUCUUGUAUAGCUGUUUUGGAGAAUUUAACUCAGAUGGCGAUAGGAUUUGCAGAUGGCAGUGUUGUUGUCUACAGAGGAGAUGUCACAAGAGAUAGGCAUAGCAAGCAACGGAUUAUUCACCAAGACAGACAUCCAAUYACUGGUUUAUCAUACAAGCAAACAGCCACYAGUACUGUUCUGUUUGUUGUGACUUCUGAAUCAGUUCUGUCAUAUAAUGUAUCAGCUAAAGACCGCAAGGAAGUUCUUGAUACUCAAGGAUGUGCUAAAAAUUGCUCAGUAUUGAGUGAUGUCUCUCAAGAACAGCAGAUUAUUAUUGCCAGAAAUGAGGCAAUUUACUUUUACCAGACGGAUGGACGAGGACCAUGCCUUGCAUUUGAAGGUGACAAGAAGUUGAUAACAUGGCUGAGAGGAUACCUUGUUGUUGUUGGGGAAAAUUCCAAGUUACAAAGGCCACCKACAGGAAUAAGACCAGAGACUAAACCAGCCAACAUAGUUACUGUCUAUGAUAUCCAAAACAAAUUUAUUGCAUUUACUGGGUCAAUUUCUGAAGUAUUUGAUGUUCUCUGUGAAUGGGGAAAUCUUUAUGUUGUUACUACUGACAAUAAGAUUAUCCAGCUCCAAGAAAAGGACACCCAAACAAAGUUAGAGAUAUUGUUUAAGAAGAAUCUUUAUGGCAUGGCAAUAAGUCUUGCUAAGAGCCAGCACUAUUCAGAUGGUUUGAUUGAUAUAUUUACACAGUAUGGAGAUCAUCUCUACAGUUUCUGGAUGCUCAGAGGAUUCACAAUUUAACAGCGUAUUUACAGGCAUUACAUGAACAAGGACUAGCCAAUGCUGACCAUACAACACUGCUGUUGAAUUGCUACACGAAGUUAAAAGAUGUUUCAAAAUUGGAUGAAUUUUUCAUGGCAGAAAAAGAGCUAAAUUUCGACAUUGAAACAGCAAUAAAGGUGUGCCGACAAGCUGGUUACUUCAAACAUGCUGUGUAUUUGGCAAACAAAUUUGAGCAACAUGACUGGUAUCUAAAGAUUCAGUUGGAAGACUUGAAGGACUACAACAAAGCGUUGGAGUACAUCGGGAAACUUGACUUCUAUCAAGCUGAAGGAAACAUGAAAAACUAUGGCAAAAUACUGGUGAAUAACGUACCAGACGAAGCUACAACGUUACUGAAAAGACUUUGCACAGGUUUUAAUGAGAGGAAUAAAGCUAAGCCCGAGGAAUUCAUACACAUAUUUGUCCACAAAAAAGCGAAGCUCAUUGAAUUCUUGGAGCACAUGAUACAGGUUGACCCAAAGUCUUCAAGUUUAUUAUACAACACUUUAUUGGAUUUAUACCUCAACAAUGCAGCACAUGAAACUGAUAUACAGGGUAAAGUUGCUCAUGAACGUAAAGCCUUAGAUCUUUUAAUGAACACAGAGGCUGGCUACGACUUGGAUCAUGCGAUGGUUCUUGCUCAGAUGCAUCACUUUAAAGCUGGGAUUUUGUACCUUUAUGAGAAAGCCAAGUUAUAUCAACAGAUUCUUCAUUAUCAUAUGGAACAAAACGAUUACACCAACGUGAUCGACACUUGCAAGAAAUAUGGGGCGCAAGAUUCUGGUUUAUGGGUCCAAGCAUUGUCGUUUUUUGCACGAAAAGAGACUGAUUGUAAAGUACAAAUAGUAGAAGUCUUGUCUUAUAUCGACAGAGGCAAUUUAAUGUCACCACUUCUUGUGCUGCAAACGCUUGCGCAUAACUCUACAGCUACUUUAGCUGUUAUUAAGGACUACAUCCUUCACCGUUUACAGUUAGAAGACGAGCUUAUAGCUAAGGAUGAACGAUUGAUACGACAAUAUUCUGAAGAAACCGAAAAAAUGAGAAAUCAGAUUGAGGAUCUGAAAAAAAGUGCACAGGUAUUCCAAGGAGCCAAGUGCAGCAUGUGUUCAAGACCGUUAGACCUGCCUGCUGUCCACUUUCUUUGUCAACAUUCAUUUCAUCAAUUAUGCUUUGAAAGYUACGCUGAAAAUGACAAUGAAUGUCCCAUAUGUGCUCCUGAAAACAGGAAAGUACUUGACAUAAUUCGAUCCCAAGACCAAACAAAAGAUCUUCACGAACAGUUCCACCAUCAGUUGGAGCGAGCAUCUGAUGGGUUUUCAGUGGUUGCUGACUAUUUUGGUCGAGGAGUUUUCAAUAAGGUUACUUUGGUUAACAGCAGCCAAAGACGCGGCUCGGCGCCUCACAUGACCGCAGAAGAUCGUCGUUCUCAUCUUUUACAUUGAGACCAMAAAAUUAUGUGGACAAUCAYRAAUAUUCCGAUCRUCAGUGACCGUUGUUUAUAGAUSAAUAUUCCAAAUGAAACUUCAUGGGGUUCCGAAAAAGUACUAAGAGUAAAAAAAAUCGAUAUGUAAAUUAUGAUUUUAAUAAAUAAAUAAAUAUCUUUAAAGGA